Molecule: messenger RNA, 1336 nt
Organism: Galleria mellonella (greater wax moth)
Lineage: Eukaryota; Metazoa; Arthropoda; Insecta; Lepidoptera; Pyralidae
Exons: 6
Coding region: 71-1336 (421 amino acids)
Biological process (GO): proteolysis
Molecular function (GO): metalloendopeptidase activity; zinc ion binding
Source: RefSeq, a predicted model, not a curated record
UGCAUUUACGUAUAUAUUGCUCAGCUAUAAAUAUUGUAAUAAACUACUUAUUUCAAUAUUCUCUUACAAGAUGUUGAAUACUUCGACACGAAAUUCUAUAUAUAUUAUGUGUAUUUUACUCGUCAUGUGUCCAAAAAGAAGUCAUGUGCUGGCUACGCAGAAUGAAGCUACCUUUCUUCCAAAAUUAAAUUUUCCGUCUAAUUGGGCUAAAAAAGCACUUAAACACGAAGGAAAUACUAUAAACAAUUUAAAGUCCAUUGAACCUGGGUUCGAUUUUACUGAAGAGGAAAUGGUGAGGUUGAAAAUUUGGCCAGACGCAAUUAUACCUUACUACAUUGAUAAUUUAUCUUUCGAUAAAGUACUGCGGGACAGAAUACGAGCUUACCUAGAACUGGUCUCCGGUCUGUCGGGAUUACAUUUUUUGGAGUUGCCAACACCACCCGAAGACACUAAAACUCGCUGGGUUUUCUUUAUCAAUCGUCGAGGACAGCUUACUUGUGGUGAUCAUACAAUAAAAGAGUUCACAAAUGAAGGAGUUCAGAAAGUAAUACUAGGUUAUGAUUGUAUGUGUCCUGGUGGAGAGAUAGGGGACAUCGUACUAGCACUGGCCGGAGUACCGCCGCAACACAAUGCUCCAAACCGCGAUGAAUUUAUUACAGUAGUUAUGGAAAAUAUUAUCCCAGAGAAGAAGUAUUUAUUUGAAGCAGUGAAGGACAAUGAGUGGUUGUUUCACGGACUAGAUUAUGAUUUCUCCAGCGCUGGACAUUAUAACUUUCAUAAAUACACUACAAAUGGUUCAGCGACUAUUAGUCCUAAAACAUAUAUACCUACUCUAAUUGUCGGUGAAGGAGAUGGUUUAAGCAAUACAGACAUUUUAAAAAUAAGGAUGAUGUACAACUAUAUCUCUAAAAAGAAGUCCAGUCGUGCAAGAGCACCAGACUGUGUCAAAAUAUUUGAACCAGGAACAAAUUUUAGUAAUUACCAACCAAAUAACGCUAAUUACCAACAACCCAGAAAGAAGCCCAAUCAAUUUUUAGGUCUCCCUGAUGAUGAUAAAAGAGAUAAUAACAGUGAUAGUAAUGAAAUAAGUAAUGAGAGAAACAAUGAAAAUGAGCCUAAUCAGGAAACGAACGAUGAAGGCGAUAAGGAAAAAGGUGAAGAUAAUAGCGAUUCAAAGAUACAAGGUGAAAAAUUUAAGCUAGCAACUAAACUAACUUACAAAAAAGGCCGUGUAAAAUCAAGAAUUUUAGAUCCUCUCAGUUACUUGUCAGAUUACCAAACAGAUCAAGAUCGUCGAUCUGCAUAUCGUCAUAAAUUGAAAAACCUCGCAAAAUAA